AGAUGACAAAAAUAAAACGUUCCUAUGUGAUGGGUGCGCAAAAACUGAAGAGCUACUACCACAACUGAUGGAGCGUAUUGAAGAAAUUGCCGAGGAUAUUAAAUAUCUUUUACUCUGUCAGCAACAAAAUGCUCAAGAAGGAAAAGAGUUUGCCAAGUCUAACUUUCAUCCAUGUGGAACAAAAGAAGAAUUGCAAACAUUAAAUGAAUCACUGGGUGACCCCAAUACUUUUCAAUCAACUUGCCUAUUUCUACAAACAGUAGGCGGAAAAGAUGUAGUCGAUACCACCAGAAGGAUGUUGUCCAGAAUUAUAAAAAAUGAUUUAGCAAUGACGUACAAUUGGACUGGGAGAAAUUCCAAAGAAAAUUUCAGUAUUUUUGAAAACAUAAUGAAGUUAAUACUUGUUGCCGUGAGAAAAAACCCUUUGUCCAGGAACGCCACAGAGCUAGAAGUGCACCAAGUGACAAAAAAAUAUUUACGAAAUGCCUGUGAUCGUGAUGGUGGUCUAGCAAAAAGGCAAACAAGGGAAAAUUAGUAGAAUCAGGGAUCAGGUAAUUUUCACAUUUUAUGUGAAACUAAUUAUAUUGGUAUAUUGUUCUGAUGUUUCAAAAAUUAUUAAAAUGUUCACAAUUAUCACCAUUCUUAUCAUAGAAAAAAUAUUCCACUGCUUUUUUAUGCAUUUUUAUUUUUUUUGUAUUGAUUGAACAAUAGCCUGUGAAGUGUAUGCCAAACUUAACAAAAUAAAAUUAAAAAUUUGAACAGGUAUUUAUUUUUUUAUUUUCCAAGUAUUUAUUAAAUAUUGCCCAAAAUAGAAAACUCCCAGCUGCGUGGCCCGAUUCCUAGAUCCGCGCGUGCUAUAAAAUUGGCUCUUAUGAGACGAAUAUACUAUUAAAGUACACUUUGUCUUUUCCAGGUAGGAUAGAUAUCCACUAUGUAUAAGCAGCUACCAAAGAAUUAUUUGAGGAAUUAUAUUUGAACAGAAAUGUGUUUUAUUUUUUUUUCAUUAAAGUGAAAUUAAACAUU
This is a messenger RNA of Ceutorhynchus assimilis (cabbage seed weevil), 1023 nucleotides long. The record is from the annotation of a GenBank genome assembly. Lineage: Eukaryota; Metazoa; Arthropoda; Insecta; Coleoptera; Curculionidae.